AUGGCCGAGAGUAAUAAUAAAGGAACGCCCGAACCUGAGAUGAAAGGUUGGCUCUACAAGUGGACUAAUUAUUUAAAAGGUUACCAAAAGCGAUGGUUCGUCCUCUACAAUGGAUUACUUUCUUAUUAUAGAAAUCCAGCAGAGGUGUCUCACACAUGUCGUGGAACCAUCAAUCUCGUAAGUGCUGUGAUUCAUGCAGUGGAUACUACACAUUUUGUGAUAUCGAAUGGAGCCACCCAGACUUUUCAUUUGCGAGCUCAAAAUGAAGUGGAACGGCAGCGUUGGGUUACAGCUCUUGAACUUGCUAAAGCUAGAGCCAUACACAUAACAGAGUCUGAUGAGGAGGACGUGAUGACUUCUCAAGACGGCAUGGGUCGUGUUGGAGAAUUGCAAACGCAGCUGAAACUUCUGGGCACCAAACUGGACGACCUCGUAGCCUGCAAUGAUCUGAUUGUGAAACAUGGAAGCACCUUGCAACGCUCCCUUUCUGAGUUGGAGGGAGUUGAAGGCGAGAAAGAAGCCUUAACAAAAAUCAAGGCCAUCAAUGAGAGGGCCACUCUCUUCCGUAUCACUUCCAAUGCUAUGAUGAACGCUUCUCAGGAGUACUUGCAAUUGUCACAAAACUUAGGGAGAAAAUGGCCCAAGCAAUUACAAAUUGAAUACGAUAAGAGAUUGCGACUCGAAGAAAUGGUGGAGCAGUUGGCUAAGCAGCACUCCCAUUUAGAGAGAGCUGCCAAGGAAGCAGUUUCAGUCAACUCACCAGGUAUUCACUCAGAUGAUGACGAGUUUUAUGAUGCUGAAGAAGAGACAGCCUCAGAGUUUGUAAUAAAAAUUCCUGGUAAAGGCCAUAGGCGCACACCAAGCGAACAGAGCCUAGCGAGUGAAGGUCGUGGUGGCUUUGAAGAUGGUGCUGGGGGUUCCUCCGAUACAGAUGUGGAAGUUGGCAGUGAGACAGCUGACGGACUCUCUGAAAAUGUGAUUGCUCGCACAAAAAGGAGUCGUCGUCCUCCUAGGUAUAAGUCAAAAAUGCACUCUAUUUGUGCGCCCUAUAAAGGAGAAUUGGAAGAUACAGAAAAAAGUAUGAGAAAGUCCUCAAGUGCUCCUGGAACUCCUGACCGUGGGCUGAGUACGGAAGCAGUUGAACAGUUAAGUUUAAUACCUAAAAAGCAGCGUCGACUCACUGUUCCCGAGAAACCUAACUACAGUCUCAAUUUGUGGUCUAUUAUGAAGAACUGUAUUGGGAAAGAGCUCACCAAGAUACCCAUGCCUGUAAACUUUAAUGAGCCUUUGUCGACACUUCAGAGGCUGACAGAAGAAUAUGAAUAUUCUGAUCUCCUAGAUCGUGCUGCCCGCUGUGAUGACCCGUACGAGCAGAUGGCGUAUGUGGCUGCAUACACGGUAUCUGCCUAUGCCACCACCAGUAAUCGUACCGGAAAGCCUUUCAACCCUCUACUGGGGGAGACAUACGAGUGCGACCGAACUGAUGAUCUGGGUUGGAGGUGUAUAUCUGAGCAGGUGAGUCAUCACCCUCCUAUGCUUGCUCAGCAUUGCGAGGGCCGUGGUUGGGUGUGCUGGCAAGAAUUCACGAUGUCUAGCAAAUUCCGAGGCAAAUACCUGCAAAUCGUGCCUCUAGGGAUUGCCCACUUGAUAUUUCCCGCCAGUGGGCAUCACUAUACUUGGCGUAAAGUGACCACCUUCGUCCACAACAUAAUUGUCGGGAAGCUAUGGGUGGAUCACCAUGGAGAAAUGGAAAUAGUCAAUCAUCACACUGAAGAUAAAUGUCAUUUGCGCUUCAUUCCAUAUUCCUACUUUUCCAGAGAAGUCCCCAGAAAGGUUACUGGUGUGGUUACAGACCCUGAAGGCAGUGCAAAAUUUGUCCUCCAGGGCACUUGGGAUCACAAGAUGGAGGUUGCACGAGUACUCAAUAAUCGUGGCUCUGUGAAGGGCAAACCUCUGCUGGAGACUUCCACUUCCAAAGUCAUCUGGAAGAGGCAGUUUCCAGGACCAGAGUAUGAACGCAUGUACAACUUUACUGUAUUAGCGUGCCAGUUGAAUGAGCCAGAAGAAGGGGUUGCCCCCACCGACAGCAGACAGCGACCCGACCAGCGCCUCAUGGAGGCAGGAGAAUGGGAUGAAGCAAACCGUGUCAAGGUUGCCCUCGAAGAAAAACAGAGGCAAACAAGGAGGCAGAGGGAAGAUGAUGCAGAGAGGGCUGCCGCGGAAGGUCGACCUUACGAGGGGUACGAACCAAUCUGGUUUCGAAAGGUCACGGACCCCACCACCGGCAAGCCGGUUCACAAGUACACGGAGGAAUACUGGCAGUGCAAAGAAGCCCAAGACUGGACUCGUUGUCCUGACAUCUUCCUCUCAGACCCCUGACAUCCCCCUCUGUAUAUGUUCCUCCUCACUACUCCUACUCCGAGAAAUUUGUACAUACAUCUCGCCUCUCGCUGUGGUCACACGUAGAGAGAGGAAGAAGACGAGAAAGUGCACCAAGUGCUACGUGAUGCUCAGAGGACUGCCCAAAGUAGCCUGCGCAAAUAGAAAUUAUAUGAAUCAAAGAAUUUUAUCGUUUUGAACAAAAAGUCAUUGUGAUACUCAAUUCAAUUAUUUCCUCCCUUGCCGUUUUCUUUUUGGUUUUCUCGUUAUUUAGUACUUCGUGGUUGGUUACAUUCCCGCUAGCAUUAACCCUGAAUUUUUCCACCACAAACAUGUAUUUUUUACAUGGAAGGGGGAAGAAAUUCAUUCAACUUUUAUCCAAAACUUUUAUCCUCAGUUUUUGUAUUUUGCUCAUUUGGUUGUGUGACAUCUACUUUGAUAAAGAGUUUUAUGACAUGUGACUCUUAUGGUCUUACAAAGCAAAAUAUUUAAUCUUGAUUUUGUAAAAGUAAGAAAAAAGCUUCAUUCACAAACAUUCAAUAAAAUAUUGUAAUUUAAAGUUUUGAAGUAGUUUCAAUAAAAAUGCUUUUAUAUUUCAUUGAGAAUUCUGAAGUAUUUAAUCAGUUCUCGUCUGUCACUUUCAAGUUAUUGUCAGCAUUGUCACCGUCUAUGCUUGUAUUCAUGAAUUGUUUAAAUACUUUUUUAAAAAUCCUUUAUGCAUGGUUAAAUCUUAUCAGCACACGCUUCAUUAAAAUUUAAAUUUAUUGCAGUACUUUUCCUAAUUAUGAUUUGUUGCUUUUAAUCUCAUUUCACUUGCUCUAUUCCAUUGGUGUCCAUCCCUUCCAAAGGCGAUAGUGCACCCCCUCAAUUGUCAUGGAGCAUACAUUUAAAAAAAAAACAAAGCUCCCCCUCCAAAUUAGAGCAAAAUCCCUGUCAAAUACCCUCAAAAGAUUCAAAUGCUGCAGCCUGUACCAUAGACCCACCCGUUUGUGAGCACACUUCUCUGUUCUGAGCUAAACCUGAAAUCAGUUGAAUAGUGGAUAUAUAUUUUAAAAUUCCUCUGAAAAGGUAUUAAUGGUAGGAUUUAGGGCAAGAAGCGAAUUUUUGCGAGCUGCUUCAAGAUCAAAAUAAUUGUAUGUGCUUUCAUGAGUGAUAUAUAAUAGUUUUAAAGAGAAGAAGAAUUCUUGAUCGUAGUAUGUUGUUUUUGCUACAUAGGUAUUAUUGUUACUUUCUCAUUAAUGAUUUUAAACAUGUACGUUACAUAUGCUAAUUAACCUUAUAGCAGAGUGCUGCAAAGUAGAAUGUGUGCUGUAAAACAAAACAGAUAAAUAACUGAAUGGCUCAAAAUGAAUGAGGGUUGCCUGAGACACAGUAGUCUCACAAACUUGGCACUUGAUAACAGGAAUGAAUCCAAAAAACUUAGCCACAACCUGGCAGAAAGAAAAAAAACUUUUCAAAAACCUGUUUGUUGCUCUGCCAUUCCGCAUUACCCAGCAUUUUAAAAGAAAUCCCCCUCCCCCUUUUUUUUAGAAUGUUGGCAACUCCAAAUUAUUGACUCAAUAUACAAGAAAUAUCUUUGUUAAACAAAGCCUUCAAACAAAUAACUCUUGUUAGUGUAUCUUCUUUAUUUAACUUAACAUUAAAAAAAAGGUGUAGUUCUUGACAAAAGUUUUUUCAGAUUAAAUAUUAGCAUUUUUAAAUAAAACACAAAUCUGUCCUAGUAAACUACAUCAGUUUCAGUUUAAGAUAUUGCAAAGUAACCGAAUCAUAGAAAAGGAAUAAAAUUGAAAUUUUAAAAAGUGUUGCCACUUUGCUGUGAAAUAAAAAAUUUUAAAAUGCAAACUUUUAAUAAAUGCAAUUAUAUUGAAAUCACUUAGUUUUGUUUAAAAAUAAAAAAAAUGAAACAACCCUAAGAAAUUCAGUUGAAAUACUGUUUAAAACUAUACAGGUUUGAAAAUCAAUUGCUUCUAAUAUUUUGGCUUUGAAAUCAGCACACUAGAUGACAUAAAAAUGGAGAUUUGUAACAGAACCACAACUUUUUUUUGCAAAAAAAUUUUAAAUCCUAAUUUUAUCACGAGACGUUAAACUACUCAGUUACAAUUCUUUGAUUUGACCCAUUCUCACAUUUACUGCUGAAACUUGGUCAGUGACAGAAAGAUGAAGAACAAUUUUUGGCAUAAUGCAUAUUAUAAAUUUGUUGGUAAUAGUAAUGAGAUAUUUCAAAUAUGCAGAAUUUAAUUGCUAUGUGUCUUCACAACUUUCAUCAGUCAAUUUAGGGAAGAAAGUAAAUUCAUGAACUAUGCAAAACAUUUUUUCCUUCAACACAUCGACUGCCAUCCGGGGAUAAUUUGUAGCAUGGUGAGUUUGGCUAAGAGAAUAUUUAUGUUGUGGUUGCUGAAUCUGCCAUUUUGUACAGAUUCAAAUGCUCAGACAUAAAUCUAUAUAUUUGACUUCCAGAAAGGUACCAGUAAAUCAAUGCCUUAGACCAGCUAACCACACAUAGUGUCUAAAAUAAGGUUCUCCCCCUUAUCUUGUAUAUUAUUUCAAGCUGUAUCAGUAGAAAAAAUCAAGUAUGACCGAAUGUUACCUUCAAAUAGCAAAAUUUGUCAUGUUAAAGCAUGGUUUGGAUGUUUUAUUGUGUAAUGAAAAGUUACCUAUCGUUAAUGGUCUGACCACCGAUUUAAUGGAAAGGCAAAAAUCUGGUUUUCAGGCGGAAAUGGACGAAUCUAUUAGUUUUCGUGGAUGUCAACAUUUGGAGAUUUAUGUUAACCUCUAAAUAAAGCGAGUCACCUUUAAAUGAGUAGAACAUGUGCAUCAAAUUUUUACUUUGCCCCCUGAUUCAAAUAGACUAGUCUUAAGUGGAAGUUUGCAAAUUCCAUAAUAUCUGUAGUCAAACUGUCGUUAGCUGGUUUACAAUCUAUUUCAUCUAAAUCAAAAUUUGCUCCCAGAUGCUUUGUUUUCGAGUCUUGUACUGCUCUUAUAUGCUUUUUCAAUUGCAACUAUUUAACAUUUUUAUUUUCAUUAUUUAACUGUUCUUUUUUAAAACUUUCAUUUUUAUAUAAAAAACUUUUUUAAACUGUGAUGUGGCUAAAUUGCCUUUGUUCUUACACCAAAAAACUCAAAACAUCAUUAACAGUCCAAGUGUAUACUAAGCCAUUGGUAGUUGUUUUGUUAAAACCAUUUUCCGAGUAUUAUCAUAAUCCCCCCCCCCCCCCUUGGGAAUGUAACAAACUAGAAAGAACCUAAAUUUUAAAACUUUAUCUUUUACUAAAUCUGCACGCAUCAUCCACUCUUGAGAGUAAAUUUUCCAAGUGUAUCUCAAAUUUCUUUGCAUCAUUUCCUCAGUGGUAUUUCUGUUGAAGACUCCAUCUUUACAAAGUGGGUGCCUACCGAAAUCAUAACAAACUUAUUGCCGAAUUGUAAUCAGAAUGUUAUUUAUUUUGUGUGUUCUGGCCAGUUUUCAAUUUUUUAGACUUUGAAGAAUGCUAGAGCUUGCGAAGGUACAUGAAAUAACUCUCAAAUAAUAAAUGAUUAUCUAAAUGAAGAAGCCACUCUGCUUAUUGUGUGUGUGAGUGCACACAUUCAAGCAGUUUUCAGUGUUGAAAUUAGUUAAGCUAACGGUAAAAGCAUGUGCAUACAUUGAAAUGCAAUGAAAUCCUGAAUAUGUAAUUUUUGUAUUUUCUACCCAUUGUCGUAUAGGUGGUUGUAACUGAAUUUGAAGCGAUGAAUCAAUGGUUUUUAUCUUGUGCAAGUAAAUACUUGCUGUUGUAAAAGGACAGAAGUGAUAUUUUUUCUGUUGUGAUUCAACUUUAUAAGAAAUUUCAAACUAUUGAGUACAGCGACUGAAAAUUAUAUGUACACAAUGUAAUUUCAUUAUAAAUGCAGAUUAUUUCCUAAGACUCAAGUAAAAAAUUGUUCAUUAAAUGUGUUAUUACAACUGUAAUCAAUAAUAAAAAUUUGAGUGUAUUAGAAGUUCUUGAUGUAAAUAUAGUUGCAAAAGAGCAGAAUAUUAAGUACAAAAAUUCAAAAAUGUAUUUGCACACUUAACUUACCUAAAACAAAUAUGUAUUUAAUUUUAUUCCACAUUCUUGGAUUUGUAAUGAAUUGAAAUUCUUAUAAAAGAACCUCAUCUCUUCAAAAAUCAAAAAACAAGCUUUUAUUUUUAGAAAUCAUUGGAUAUCCUAAUCAUUUAUUUUCCUGUUUAUCAUAAACACAUGAUCCUGGAAACAGCACAUGGUAUGAAUCCCGGUAACUGAAACAGCGCGACGCUGCAACACUGGUCACAGAUUUUUGAGGAGGCCUGCAGACUAUUUUUGAAUUGAAAAGAUUUUUUUUUUAUUUCUGCAUGAAUUUCAAAUUUAAAGCAGAAAAAUAUAGUUCAAAGUGAAAUUAAAAUAAAAAUAAAAAAAAAGGCAAUUUAAUGUAUGCAGGGGCCCUCGGUGGCUAAUAGGAAGAGAUCAAAAGCACUUGCUCCCGUAGCGACAUGUGCCUCAGUUCUCUAGUUUUACUUUGAAGAUUUUGAGUUUUGUUUUACUCUUUUUAUUUUAGCAUUUUAUUGUGCUUAAAAAGUUUUAACCAGAGCAUUUUUAGUCUUCAGUACACAAGUUUCUUCUGUCAUUGACAUAGACCCCUUAGGGUGUAAUUGGAGCACUUUAUUCGCUUCUGCCUUUGGUGUACAAUGAUCUGAAAUCACUUGAAUUAAGCAAUGUCUCAGAUGCAUCAAGAAAUAUACAAAGGUUCAUGCAUGAUGUUACCUAGGAUCACAACUGUUAACUCAUCGUGGACUGGUUAUGUUUUGUGUAUCACAUAUAGUUAGGCUUGCCAGACGUCCCGGUUUUCAGGCAAAAUCCUGGUGUGCCGACCGGUUUACCUCAGGUCCCGGAAAAAGAUGAAUUUGGUUAGGUGACCAAAAAAGUCUAAAGAUAAUUAACUGUGAAGAUUAAGUUUGGAUAAUUUUUUUCUCAUUUGAAGCAUAAGACUUGGAGAAAUUAACAUGGUAUCAGUGAAAGCACCGUAAAACCAAAAAAGGAUCUUCUGAAAAAAAUUCCUAGUGAAUGAAAAAUAUAUGUAAAUAUUGCCCAAGUUUUCAUUCCUCUUUCAAAAAAGUAUUUCUUCUAGCAAAAGUAACUAAUAAAUAUUAACAUGUGAAUAAUAAAAUUUAUCUGCUUGUGUCAUUUAUUAUCACCCCUGAUUUAGGUUCAUAAUUAGUAACCUCCCCCCCCCCCCCAAAAAAAAAAAAAAAAACAUGCUAAAAACCAGCUUAUGUUCUCUUUUGGGAUGUUUGAGAUCCAGAAAUUCCAAAAAUUUUGGCCUGACAACACAUUCUAAAGCUGAAAGUUGAUUUAAAAAAUAGAUAGCAUUUUUAAAAUGUUUAAUUUCAAUAAUUUUAGCUAGCAUUGUUCAAACGUUUUUACAGGGGGAGGGAGGGGGUAGAGCUUUAUCAUAGUUUCGAAAAAUUUCACUCUUCAAAAAAUUUUAUUUCAGUCCAGUCCACUAUCACCCCCUUUUGAAUACUCGCGACCAAGGGGGGAGAGUUUCCGGUGUCCAGUUGAGCAUUCCAGAAAUCUGGCAAGCCUACGUAUAGUUGUAACUUUCAUAUAGUCUAGUGGUUAAGGCUGUUUCACAAAGAUAACCUGGGUCAAUUCCCGACAUGGUGAAUAGGAAUAACUCUACCACCUCACUUGUGUAUGUAGCAAAUCUUAAAGCUUCAUGAUUAAAGAUAGGGAGAUAAGUUGUAACUCUCAUGCCAUCUUUCUUAUUUUUCAUGAGCGUUUUAAAAGUUUGCUGCCACAGCUGAAUAUCAUCUACAUUUUCUCUCAUACUUUAUCUUGGAAUGUCCAUUCAUAUGUGACCAUGAAAAAAGGACUUUCUGAAAGGGUAGGAAGAGAAAAUUUGUCUUCCCCAGACUAAACCUUGCAAAAUCUCUUAACAAGUCAAAACAUAUACCAAAAUUUAAAAUUUUUGAAAACUAUUCUAAUGUCCAAGACAAAUUUAGGCAUUUUAAUGGCAGAAAGAAAUAGCAAGUGAUUUUGCAUUCUGGGAUCAAAUUGUCUCAUUUCUGUGUAAAAAUAAAGUUGGGAUUUCAUUGCAUUCCAUUACAGGGUGGCCUCUGUUUAUUCAUGUGCUAUAUUUUUUACAUUUAUGUUCCAUAUAAUUUCAGCUUGAAAAAUAAUAUUUAAUAGAUGAAUAACCGGCAGACUCUGUGAUGUAAAUGGAAUAUAAUCUUGCCUUAUAUUCAUAAUUUACUUUUAAAUCUAAAUGGUAGAGAUCGCUAAUCAAGAUAGUUAUUAUUGUAUGUUAACUUAAAUAGUGUAAAUUAUGAAAUGUAAAAGAAAUAUAGAAAGUGUAAAUGUAAAUUUUUAUGUGAUAUUUUUUUUUUCUCCUGUUUCUUUUUUCAUAUACCAAAUUUGCUGCUAUGGACUAAAAUUUGUUUUAAAGUUGUAGAAAUGUGUGCCUUCUCUAAUCAUCUUGCUCAAAUUAUUCUAAUUGUAUUCUUUUGUCGUUUUAACUUUCAUUAUUCAUUAGGGAUACAAAAUUUAUUCUAAAAAAAUUUAAAAGCUUAGUCAUUGUAUUUUAAUGUAUAUAUUUAAUUUGUGUUUUGAUUGUAAAAAGAGUACUUCUUUUAUAGAAAUAUUUUGAAACAUUCAACUGCAUUUUUCUUGGAUGAUUGUACAGUAUUUUCCCCUCAUUUAAAAUUAUGCAAAUUCUUCAUAAACUGAGACCUCCCUGUAUAAUUAGCUAUGCAGACAAUCUUCAUUAAGAGUUUAUGAGCCUUAACGUUAGAUUCUUUUAUCUGAACACAUAAAUGACUAAUCUUAUCUUUAUUCUAAAUUAGUAUUUUAUUUCAGAUUCUGUUUUAAAUAGACUAGUUCCUGAAGAAAGAAACCGAAAUGAAAUAAUGCUGUGUUCUAUAUUUUUAAAUAAAGUUUAUAAUUUUUGUUUCUGCAAAAA
Messenger RNA from Uloborus diversus, 9330 nucleotides. It is a transcript of the gene Osbp, whose product is annotated as oxysterol-binding protein 1-like. Gene Ontology annotation, cellular component: membrane; cytosol; intracellular membrane-bounded organelle. Lineage: Eukaryota; Metazoa; Arthropoda; Arachnida; Araneae; Uloboridae. The record is from RefSeq and is a predicted model, not a curated record. Gene Ontology annotation, molecular function: sterol binding. The coding region runs from base 1 to 2379 and encodes 792 amino acids. The transcript has 12 exons.